Messenger RNA from Daucus carota subsp. sativus, 880 nucleotides. RefSeq names its product probable 2' cyclic ADP-D-ribose synthase BdTIR. The coding region runs from base 90 to 728 and encodes 212 amino acids. The record is from RefSeq and is a predicted model, not a curated record. Gene Ontology annotation, biological process: signal transduction. Lineage: Eukaryota; Viridiplantae; Streptophyta; Magnoliopsida; Apiales; Apiaceae. The transcript has 2 exons.
CAUUCUUUGAUUUUAAUUUCGACUCUGAUUAAUACUUUUCUGCUUGAGUGACUCGAAAGAUUUUAAGAUAAUUAAGAGCAACUCGAACCAUGCAUCGAUCCCCAGCCAUGAGAAUGCUACAACAACAGCUUAUAAGCCAAAAGUAUCUGAGAACCCAAAUGAGCCAAAAUGUGGCAGCUGCAUUGCCCCCUAAAGCAUCUUGCGAUGUUUUUAUUAACCAUAGAAGCAUUGACACCAAGAGAUCGAUCUCUUCAUUGUUGUAUGAUCAUCUGCGCUGGCUUGGUAUCCGCGCUUUCUUGGAUAACAAGAACAUGAAGCCGGGGGAUAAGCUGUUUGAGAAGAUAAAUGGGGGGAUUAUGAGUUGUAAAGUUGGGGUUUUGGUUUUUUCACCAACUUAUUGUGAGUCAUACUUCUGUCUGCAUGAACUUGCCUUAAUGAUGGAGUCUGGGAAGAAGGUUAUUCCUAUAUUUUGUGAUGUUAAGCCUUCAGAACUCCGCGUUGUGGACAAGGGAAGCUGUUCACACGCGGAGGUGCAGAGGUUUAGUUCCGCGCUUGAGGAGGCUAAGCACACUGUAGGGAUUGCAUUUGAUUCCUCAAAAGGGAACUGGUCUGAUGUGGUUCAAGAUGCUGCCAAUAUCGUGGUCGAGAGGUUGAUGGAGAGCGAGGAUGAAGAAGGAUUGCAGGCUCAGUUUAAGCAACUCCCUUCUGGUCAUAAGACCUGGGCUUAGGAUAAGUUCCUAGCUGAUACAAGAUCAACUGUCUGAAACUGCAUUGUUAAAAUUUGUUUGCAAAAUUCAAUUUGUUUUUUCGUUUGAUUAUUCACAUUUGUUCUGUAAAGUAGCAGCAUACGAUCAACUAACUAGUCCUGACAAAAUUGUUA